Molecule: messenger RNA, 1993 nt
Organism: Triplophysa rosa
Lineage: Eukaryota; Metazoa; Chordata; Actinopteri; Cypriniformes; Nemacheilidae
Exons: 11
Coding region: 622-1986 (454 amino acids)
Molecular function (GO): GTP binding
Source: RefSeq, a predicted model, not a curated record
CGUUAAAGGCAGAGGGUAAAGUGAAAGUAAUAUCUCUUUCAAUGCAACAUUAUAACGUUAUGCUCUUUUUCAUUCUUUAAUGUACACGAAAGAAAACGUACAAUUAAUUUAUUGCAAGGAGAAUCUAAAAUGAACAUCAUUUGGACAUAUUUCUCGUGACGCAGCAGAUUCAACACUGUACUGUGGUGCAGAAUAACAGCUAAUUAUAAUGGAUAAUUCUAUUCAGGAGAAAGAAGAAUGAAACUUGGAUAUCCUGAUACCAAGCUGAAAGAUAAACAAAUUGUUCAAACCCUCCUGCUGGACAUCCAUUUCCCGAAGUCCACACCAGGGUGGGAAUUUUUGCAGACUAUUGUCUACAAACUCCCAGGAAAAGAAUCCUCUUCUGCUCCGUUUAUAUGUCAGGUUAAGCAGUACUGGAACCAAAACAACUAACGCUCUUUAAAAUGUUUUGUGAGUUUAUAUGAAGAGUAAAGUUCUCAGACUAAUACAUUCCUUGCAAAGGUCAACCAAUACCAAAGGGUUUUACUGUACUAACUGCACAAAUAUCAACAUUUGGUGGUUCAAAUACCCAUGUGAGGUCUCUCUUCAAGUUAAGGUAUUAUUGCUUCAGGAGAGAGAGAGAUGGCAGCUGCAAGCAGCAAUGAGUUUCAGCUUGUUGUUCCUGAAACAGCUAAAAGAGCUGUGGUUCAUCAUAUAUCUGGAUUUACUGUGCCAUGUCACCUGUCACCUAACAUCAGUGCUGUUGACAUGGAGAUCAGAUGGUUUAAGGAGACAGACUGUGCGUGUCUCUAUAAGAACAGACACAUUAUAGAGGGGAGAAGCUACAUUGGCAAAGUAAAACAGUUUACUGAAGGGCUGGAGAAAGGAGAUGUUUCCUUAUCGCUCACACACUUCAGUGGGUCAGAUCUGGGAGAUUAUGUGUGUCAGGUCACCAGUGGAGGCAGGACAGAAGAAAUAACAGUAAGAGUAAAUAUAUGGAGAGCAGCAAAUUUAAUCAGGCUCGCAUUUUCGGUUUUUGACAUUGCUGAAGCUAUUAACAAGCAGCAUGGUACAUACAUAAUAAACAUAGAUGAGAUAAACAGAACAUGGACUGAAGAUGAAAGAUUAAAAAUGAAGGACUCUGUCCUAAUGGCAGAUGAUGAAAUAGAAAAGCUUCAUUCUGAAGUAGAGAGACUGAAAAAUGAGUCAUCAAAACAUAUAGCUGAGAUGAGCGAGAAAGAGAGACUGCUGGAGAACACAGUUAAAGAGUUGGAAACCAGUAAACAUCAACUGGAGAAACUGAGAAAUGUACUACAAGACAUGAGCAGACAAAACGAACUACUGAAGAGUUCUGUUUCAACAGCACCAGUAAGAAGAAACAACAGUAUGGAGUUGGAUCCUCCAUAUAUGAGCGGAGAAACCGCUUCAGUGUUUGUUUCUGGAUCAGAGCUCAGGCUGGUUCUGCUGGGCAGUGCUGGAUGUGAGAAGAGCUCAGCAGGAAACAUCAUCCUGAACAGAGAGAAGAAUCAGACUGAUACAUCAGCAGAGACACAGCAGAGUGAGAGCAGACAGGAGGAGGUGGAUGGGAAGCAGGUGACUGUGGUGGAAACUCCUGAUUGGUUCUGUCCUGAACUCUCUCUGGAGGAGGUGAGACAAGAUGUGAGACGCUGUAUCCGUCUGUCUGCUCCAGGACCUCACGCCUUCCUCCUGGUGAUACCAGUGCAGCAGUCUACUGGAGUAAAGAGAGAGAUGAUGGAGGAAAUGGGGGAGAUUUUUGGGGAGAGAUGUUGGAGGAACACUAUGAUCCUUUUUACUGUUACUGACGAAGAACAAAAGAAGAACAUUGAGGGUUUCAUCCAAUCAGAGAAUCAGGAGGUUCAGAGACUUGUAGAGAAAUGUGGAAACAGGUUUCACGGUCUCAACAUUCAUCAGAGUGGAGGUAGAGUCUCAGAUCAGAGCAAUGAAGAGAAAGAUCAUAAGAGACAGAGAGGAGAGAAAAGAGAGUGAGGAGAGA